Cydia pomonella (codling moth) is the source of this 6566-nucleotide messenger RNA. RefSeq lists its product as uncharacterized. NCBI's taxonomy places the organism in Eukaryota, Metazoa, Arthropoda, Insecta, Lepidoptera, Tortricidae. The coding region runs from base 3049 to 6441 and encodes 1130 amino acids. The record is from RefSeq and is a predicted model, not a curated record. The transcript is spliced from 2 exons.
UUAUAGAAAGUACAUAAUUGUAUUAUUUUAAUAAAUGAGCAAAAUUAUUGAAUAAAAUUAUCUACUUAAAAAAACAUUUCAAAUUGAAAUAAUCAUAUUUAUAUCACAGUCUUAAAGUUAAUAUAAAUAAAAAAAUAGUACUAUAAAAAUAGUACCUACACAUUUUAUUUGUAUUUCAUUAUUCAAUUAAAAUAAAUAAAUAAAGGAAAAGAGGUCCUUAGAGUCCGAUAUCAUUGUCCUACUAUUCGUAUCUCUUUCAAAUGAUGAUCACCGUACUUUAGCCAAAUCAGGUUUUCCUUAUAAGCGCCUACAGUUUUAUAUUAGCGACAAUAAAAUAAAUUAGGCCCAUAAGGUAAAUGAUGAUAACAUUAAGUAGCUAGGCGUUAUAAUUAACGAGAUCCUCAUAAAAUUAAGCUAUUUACCUAUCCAUUUGCCUCACUGUUCAAUCUUUGAAAUCCUAGAUUCACAUUUUAUCAGUUUGGUUGUAAAACGUAAACAGUUGUAAACUUCGUUCUAUUUUUCGACCUGUUACGAAAAGCUCAAAAAAACACUAGAGCCUUUGGCUUUUUCGUUAGGAUACAUUUGAUCAGUGUCUAUAAUAAAAAACAAUUUUUUACAUUUAUACCAUUAUAUCGUUAAUAUCGUUAAGUAAGUAUGUAAGUAUGAUCAACACAGCUCUGCCAAUGUAUUCCUUUUAAAUGUACUCACUGUAUUGUAAGCUUGUCCAUACCAUACUAGGUAUGUUAUAUAAUGGUCUUCCUGUAACAUUGCGUAAACUUAAUAAACAGGCGAUUGGUGACAUUCUCUUUCGCCAAACCCUUGCUUCUAAUUAAAACGUAAUGAAAUAAAAAUAAAAAUUAAGUUGUCAAAAUGCCAUUUUAUUUUAAUUAACCUUCCCAAUCUCUUGUCCUUCUUUGCUAGCAUGUACUGUUGCAUUUGUGUAGCGACAGACACACAGGCCUAAUUAACAGAAAAAGUGUAAGAAACUACGCCAACGAGGCCAAUGUUUUGUUUUCAAUUUGUAACAACUUAACAAGGUUUAUAAUUUGCUUAAUGUAAGUUAAAUAAAGUAUCUAAAGUAAGUAUGUUAAUUAUUGCCCCAGUUAUAUUUUAAAAUACUGUACCGUCUUUGUAUUCUUCCCAUUUUAAUUUGUAAAAAAGUCAUAUGGAUUUGAUGGUUAAAUGCGCUAAAAUAUACAAGCUGUUUUUCUCUGAAUCUGGUAAAAUAAUUUGUCGGUAGAAGAGGCGGCAAAUUUAGAAAUAGUAGACGGGCUUUUUUAUUUCGCGCUUUUCCUACUGCCAAACAUGUUUGUAAGACUAUUACUUUUUCAUAAUUAUUUUACAGCAGUUUAUUUUUUAUGUCUAUUUUCGGCAUGAUUACAUAAUAUUUAUGGAAAUAUCGAUAUCGAUAAAAAAAAAAUCUCCCGACCCGAGGCCUACUAAACGUCACAUUUGGAUUUGGAUUCAGCUUGGAUUCAGCCAAAGAGCAUAUAUGGAUUCAGCUUCAAAAUUCAGGAGCCGUCAGAUUUUUGGCGCGAGGCGUAAAUGUGAUGUUUUUUGUUCCGAUGUAGCCCACAAGAUGGCAGAACCUACUAUGCACAAGAAAACACGUGACGUGUACAUGACUACAUGUUCAUGUUUAUGGUUCCGAUUCAGGCCACAAGAUGGCAGACCCUCCAACGCGCACGGUCCCUAUACUUUUGCAACAGUUCUACCUAAGGAGAUUCUGUUCCUUGCCUCUACCUUCCAUACUGUGCACCGUCUGGACUAUCAAAACCGCUGCCGACUUAUCUUAGUCUGCAUCUAUGGAUUUAUAAAAAAUAAGUAUUGCAGAAUUUUGACGCUGUUUUUCUGGACCUACAUCUACAGUGGCGCCAAGUGGUGAGCACAAAAACGAUAGCCCUCAUUGACUUUUAGAAGUCAGCUUAUUAAAGGAUGACGUGGUGCUGCAUAUGGGAUGCCAGUAAUCAAUGUUCAUCUGUUGAACGUCUCCGACUAAAUCAAAAUAGCGUAUGUGUAAUCACACUUGCGUGGUGUUACGCCCUUUUUACUCUGAUCCCAGACUGUUUUGAACACAAAACAAAUUAAACGACUAUAGUGGUUGAGGUAUAAAUUAGUUGAAAAUCUUCCUCAAAUGGUCCAGCCAGUGUAUGUAGUUACGCUGUUUUUGUUAUUAUCCUCAUAUCAAUUGACAGUGUCGCUACAUUAGUAUUAUGAACAGUAUUUUAACUAGACAUGUGUCGUUUACGAGUGAGUGAUUUAAAUGAACGAUAUCUUUUGGUUGAACUCACUCACCCUUCAACUCACUGAUGAUUUAACUCGCUCAGUAACUCAUCUAUCUGUGUUCCUUGCUCGCUCUUUGUCAUUCAUGAUUCGAAUGAGUCUGCCGAGCGUGACGAGCGAGACGAUGCGAAUAUGUUUUGGAGCGGUUCGAAAGAAUUUGGAGGAAGUCGGGUAAACAUGGCGGAAUCGUAUCCCGUGAUGCGCCAUCUUGGUCGCACUUAUGGCUGUCUGUAUCUGCGUCAAGUAGCGGUACUGAUAAUUCCGCUACUCGAUUCUAGAUGUCGCCUACGAAAAUAAUAAGCUUUUGUUAACAAAUCUGAUAUAUGGAGACAGCACUCUAUGCUUACUUCUUAUUUGUCUAUGUUCAUCAAGUCAAUUAACUGGCAGCUAUAUUACUUAUAGCUAUACCAACGUACACUACGAUUACUUCUAUUUCGGGAGAAACAUUGACGAGAUACACUUGUAUUUCUACCUUAACACAAACAAAUUAAAGUCUGUAUUUAAAAUCCAGUUCAGAGUUAUAACGCUAAACACAUACACUUUAUUUAUAUCACUUUAAGGUUGAACAUCGAAUGAGUUAAAAUAUCUGCCAGUAUAAAAUUAAUUUCAAGUGUUGUACAGAAUACCCUUUGACCUGUGUUCUGUGUUAUCACCAGAGUUUGUCAUUUCAUAAGAACUCUUUGAACAUGUUGGUGAUGUUAUAAACAUUUGUGAAUUAGUGAUUAAUAAAGUACAGUGCAUUUAAAGAUAGUGAAACAGGUAAAUAUGGAUGAAGAUUACGAUCUAGUUAUAGACUUAGACGAUGAAAGAGAGGAAAUACCACAUGGAAGUGACAGAGACGAAGAAAUGAGACCAAUAAUCAAUAAAUAUAUACAAAACGAAGACACGAGUAUGGAACAACAUUCUCAUAAAGAACUUCAAAAAACAAGCGUAAUACAGAGUCAAAAUAGCGAUCAGAAUUCAGAUGACGAUUACAUACAAGUUAUAGAUGAUGACGAUGACUACGAACUGUCGGUUCAAAAAUUAAUAAGUGCUGCAAAUAAAAUAGGAAGAGAGUACCUUAAAAAUAUACAAGUAAAAGAAGCGAAAGCUAAUGAAAUGCUUAACAAUAGUCAAGCGCAUAAAAGUGAUUCAAUAAAUGGAGAUAUCACAAAUCAAAUUCGAGAUCACAGGACUUUACAUAAGCUUUUUCUGGGUAGAAAUCAAGAUAGCAAGGACGAAUCCAUAAAUCGAGUUUUAAGUUGUGUUAGAGAAAAUCGAAUUGCAGAAACAACCAGUUACAAACCAAGUUACGAAUCUCAAUAUGUUACGGAAGAUAUACUACAUCAUAGAAACGAAAAUACUUUUAAAAGAAGAACGGAUGGUUAUAUGCAAGAUGUGAGGACUUUACCUAACAUUCAAACUGCAAGACACGCCUAUAGAUACCUUGAUUCAGAUAGAUCAAAAGUAGAUUUAAGCAUAGGUGACUAUUACCCUAUAAUGGACAGGUAUGAACACAGACAUGCUCACAGGCCUGAGCUUCCUUUGAGAAAUGAUUUUUAUCGUCAUGAUCCAAUAAACAGAUACACUCAUUUCCACGUUCAAAGACCAACUUUAAACACAAAUGGCUGCAGGUAUAAUGCAAUGCCCAGGGAAACACACAAUCAUCAUUAUAUACCAGAAGAUAUGUUAAGCAUAGAUGAAUACAGACGCGCUGAAAUAAACAGAGCUCCACAAUUUUAUCCUGAUAGACCGGAUUUGAUUAGACUUAAUGAUUAUAAGUAUACAUCAAUAGAAAGAGACGCUUCUACCUACUAUGCUUAUAGACCACAUGAACUAUUGAGAAGCGAUUAUGACAAUACUAUAACCAAUGGAUUUCCUGACAAUCAUUAUAUGCCUGACCAUGCUUUAGAUGACUACUGGCAAGCAAUGAGCAGGCAUGCUUACAGACCAGAAGGUGUAAUAAGCAUGGAAGACUAUGAACGCUCCUUAAGCAACUGGCAUGUAUACAACAAUGCUUAUAAACCACCUAUAGGUCUAAGUUUGGAUCCCUGUAGAUUAGUAGAAUUUCCUCACAUUUACAGACCUGAUUUAGUCAAUAUGGAUACCUGCAGAGAACCGAUGUUAACAAGAAAAGCAUUCUAUCCAGAAACUGAAGGUAUGUAUUGCUACAAACCACGAAUCAACCCCUACAAAACUGAAAUUUAUGAUGCUAAUGGAAACGAUAAUUUUAAACUGAAUGUAUCUCGCAAACAAGAAAUAACCAGUACAGCUGCUAACACGCCAAGAAAUGCGAGUAAAGAUGACAAUAAGCUGCAAUCUAUUUUAAGUACAGGAAAUAAAAUAUCAAAAGCUCAAUUGCAUAUAAAUCAAAUAAUUGAAAAACCCGGAAAUCUAGAUGUACCUGUAUACAAAUAUAAAAACAGUCUAACCUAUAGAACAAUGGAAGACCAUAUAAAAAGCAAUAAAACUACUUUGAGCGAGAAUAAACCUGAAUCAGAUAUGGAUAUCUGUAAACCAGGAGUACCUGUUAUGACGAAUAGACCAGAUACAGUAAUAUUAAGUACUAAACAUAUUUAUCAAAAAAGGACGUAUAACCAGAAUGCCCAGUCCGAUGCUUUAGCUGCAUCAGGAAUAAUUCGCGACACUUAUGAUAAGAUCGAAACAACUGCUAAAGAAAUUGAAAACCAUGGAGCUGCAUUAGACAAAAAUGCUGACUUUAUACAUAAGGUGAACAAGACACAUGAAGAAAAAGGAGCUGAUCGAGAAGGUAAUGCAGUAGAAAAAGAUAUUAGUAUACAACUAUUGGUAGUUUUCUUCACACGUGUAAAGGAGCUCGUCAAAGACACUUUUCCAGAAUUUUCUAAAUCGCUUGAAAAGGAAAUUGAUAAUUUGGGAAAAAGGACGAAUAGUGGUAGAUUGAAAACAGACAUACAGUACAUUUGUCCUUUAUACUGUUCUGUGUCCACUUAUUCUUUACCCCGAUUUGACAGCACUGAUGAUGAUAAUAGGGUAGAAAAACAUGUAAAUCGAGCUAAAAUUUGUGAUGUGUGUAGUUGCAUUCAAAACUGUUAUAAGUUAUACAAGACUAAAUAUUUUAAUUUAGUAUUCACGCAAACAGGCGAAGGUAAAGAAAAAAGGACAAUGAUAGGAAAUGACACAGUAAAAGUAAAUAUGCCUCAGAGUGUACUUGGAAUUAGGGCGCAAACCGUCAUACGCAGGCGACAAGGUACAGAUUGUAAAGAAUCUAAAAGUAAUCAGGAUAUUUUAAAUAUUGAUGAAGAAUUGAAUAAAAAUCAGGGUCAGUCCAUUACUGAUCACAAAAUAUUAAAUAAAGAUACGCGUAGUGCUUACUCUACUACAGUUAACAACAAGCUGUCUAUAGCUGGCCUACAUGAUACAAUGUUACUAGACUCAUUAUCGGUAUUAAAUGGCAACCUAACAAGCAAAAAUAUAGAAAAUGCAAUGAAUUCGCCAAAUUGGGUACCAACCAUAUCUAUUGAUGACAAUGAUAUUUCAUUACGUAUUAAUACUCAUAAUAACCGAAUGGAAAUCGAAAAACAAGUCCUAAAGACAGUUAAUGAUGAAAAAGAAAUAAUAAUUGACUACAGUAGUCAAAGCAGACAGAGUUUAAGUGAAAACAGAGUUAAUAAGGAUAAUUGUCCUAAGGACGAAAAUGAAGCAAAGCUAAUCCUCUCCUUAUCUUUCAAUGAAAUAACUAAUGCAGAUAUAAUAGCAUCAAAACUAAAGGAUAAAAUAAGUAAAAAACCUGACACCGUAUUCACAUGUCACAUUUGCAGUUGUACAUUCACCUAUUUCACAUCAUUUGUAAGCCAUAUACAGAAAGAACAUAAUAUAAAUGAGAUUGACGAAGAUUUAUCCGAAGAAUGUAUUGCACAAAAAUGUCCAUUCUGCGGAGUAUAUUCGAAACAGAAAUAUCACAAUGAACAUGUUGAAAAAGAUCAUCCAGAAAUAUUUACGCGUAAAGAAGAAGCUAAUGAAAUAGAAGUGACAAAAGUGAAUAAAAGAAGGAAAUCAAUGAAAAGGAAGUUCAUAUUUACAUGUCUGGUGUGUCACAAGAAUCUCAAGUCGUGCGAAGUACAGAGACAUAGAGAGAUAGAACAUAAGGGGUUGAAGGUAGCGAAGAUGUUUACCAAGAAACUAUCAAGUAUGGAUUAAUUGUUAAAUUUAACAACCUAAGGACAGUUUAAAUUAGAAUAGAUAAAUUUAAAUACAAGCAAUAAAUAGCAAUACCAAAAACAAAUGAAUUAACAUUUAAACAAUAAACAUACUUAGUUGUAUUA